UGGUCAUCCUGUGUAGCCAGAGCCGCCUGAGCUGUGGCCGCUUACAGUGGAAUCCUCAACCUUGGCCUCAGAGUAUUAUGAAUUUUCUGAAUUCAGGGAUAAAGAGCCAGUGCUUGGAUUUACUCUCUUUUUAUUGCAUACGCUCAUCAACAUUCCAAAGUGAUGUACAAAUCAACUGCCUUGAGAGGAACGCCAGACCCCUAGCUCUCCUGGGCCGAGAAGCCAGCGCGAGAUGAGAGACCCCAGAGCAUUCAUCAAAGCAGAAUCAGAAGCAACAGACCUGGAACGAGGAAGUGCAUAACUUUUUGGUACAUGGGGAGUUUCUUGCAUUUCGGGAAGUCUGAGGUCUUCUGCCAGCGUUCGUUUUUGUUUCUACCAAUUUGACAUCAUACAUGGCUACUGAUGGCAGUGAUCUUCAGGUUCCCUUGCGUCAGAAGCAGAGAAGGAAAACUAAAGGUUUUUUCACCAUGAGUCGGAGGAGGAUAUCAUGUAAAGACCUGGGGCACGCUGACUGCCAAGGGUGGCUAUGUAAGAAAAAGGAAAAAGGAACUUUCCUAGGCAACAAAUGGAAAAAGUUCUGGGUGGUCCUGAAGGGAUCAUCACUGUACUGGUACAGCAAUCAAAUGGCAGAGAAAGCUGAUGGAUUUAUCAACCUGCCUGAUUUCACUGUAGAGAGAGCAUCUGAAUGCAAGAAAAAGCAUGCUUUUAAGAUCAGCCACCCACAGAUCAAGACCUUUUAUUUUGCAGCUGAGAAUGUGCAGGAAAUGAACCUGUGGUUAAACAAAUUUGGAUUAGCUAUAAUCCAUCUUGAAUCCACUACAAAGGAUGAAGAAUGCUACAGUGAGAGUGAACAGGAAGAUCCCGAAAUAGCUGUCGAGACACGACCCCCUCAUUACUCUGCGGAGACUCUCUCUCCUUUGGCUGCCCAGCGGGCAUCUUCGUCUUCACCCAAAUUGAAUGAAACGUCGCGUUCUUUCUCUUCCAUGGAAAACAUAAAAAAGACGCCCAGCAGUUUGUCUUCUCUCAUAUCUAGAGAAAGACAGCCCUGGAUGGACGUGGUUGACAGCUCGUCUGCCGCUGAAGACGUGGGACAGUCUGUGACACGCGCUGUGCAGGCCUGCUCACCUGCACCCUCGGAGGCAAAUGGUCGCAGGGCCCUGGAAACCAGCUUCGCCACAUCAGAAAGUGGAGUUUUGAACUCUUUAUCCAGUGAUGACGCUUCUUCAUUGAGUAGCAACCUAGAUCAUCUUUGUGUCCCAGACAAGCCGGCUGGAUCAGAGAUGACAGAUAGAGAAGAGACAAAAGUGUCUGAAGAUGAUGAAAUGGAGAAGCUCUACAAAUCGUUAGAGCAAGCUAGUCUAUCUCCUCUUGGGGACCGGCGACCUUCAACCAAAAAGGAGUUGAGAAAGUCCUUUGUCAAGCGGUGCAAAAAUCCAUCCAUAAAUGAGAAGCUCCACAAAAUCCGGACUUUGAAUAGCACAUUAAAGUGUAAAGAACAUGACCUGGCCAUGAUUAACCAGCUGCUGGAUGAUCCGAAGCUGACAGCCAGAAAAUACAGGGAGUGGAAGGUCAUGAACACCCUGCUCAUCCAGGAUAUCUACCAGCAGCAUCAACAGCAGAGGACCCCUACGUCCACCCCCGAAGGCUCCCUCCAGGGACUCGAGAAACCACCUUCCUCUGCCUGCAUUGAAAAUUCUAUUUGAGAACAAGCCAGGAUGCUCUCCCCCCCGCAUCUUACCCCAAAGCAACUCUUCAAGAUGUUGUAGUAGCUUAACAUUUUUCCUUAUAAAGGAAAACUGAAAGCCAGUUCCUGGAAGCACCAGCUCCUCCUCUAGGGAUGCAACUGGGGUGAAGACAAACACUGACGCUGCAUCACCAGUUUCAGUGCUUCCAUUCCAGCUGGAGGGAUGGAGUCCAGCUGAGCAAAUGGUCUCUGUGUUCCUUCUGGGAGCCCCCGGCCAUGCUAAGUUCUAGGUGGGAUGUGAGAACUGUCACCUCUGUUUGUUGCUCUCAAGAGAAUGACAACAUUCCAUGGACAAAAGAUCACUUUUUACCAGGGAUACUUCUUCAUAGAAAUACUCUGUUUUCCAAAAGAAGAAUGUAUAUAUCCCAUUUGGUAGCGUCGCUGAGUUCCCUAAGUCAUCUUUUGAGUGGAGGAAUGCUAUCUACAGCAGUAACCGGGGCAGGACAGAUGUGAUAUUGUGGAACCCAAAUCGCUUGCCUUUGGUCCAGAAUGGUGGUGCCUUUUCCACGUGUUGAGAAAUACUUCAUAGCAAAUGGUGUGCGGGAACGCCCAAGGAGGAGGCGUGUCCUAUAUUCCACUCAAAGGACAGCUUAAUAUUUUCAGACUUUAUCCAGUUUGGGUAAGGGAUCUGAUUAAUGUUUCCUUGCCACAGAACAGCUAAAGAAAACUCUCUCAUUACACUUGGACACCUCUGUUCCCUCUGAGAUUUUCUAAACCACUGUAGGACAUAGUAAUAUGUCCAGCGAGGAAUGUUUACUGCCUUUGCCCUUGGGGGUGGUAGCUAUGCACAGUAUAAAUGUACAACCAGGGACUUCCCUGGCGGUCCAGUGGUUAGGACUCCGCAGUCUCACUGCCGAGGGGCCGGGUUCAAUUCCUGGUUGGGGAACUAAGAUCCCCCAGGCAGUGCAGCACGGCCUAAAAUAAAUAAAUAAGUAAAUAAGUAAAUAAAUAAAUAAAUAAAUAAAUAAAUGUACAUCCAGAUUCCCUAGGAUCAAUAUUGACAAGAUGAUUCUGGUGUCUGAAUUGUUUUAGUAUCUUUAGUAUCUAAAAAAAAUCAACCCAACAGAAACAGCAAAAGAGUUAAAACAUGACUGUUUUAUUUUUGUAUGUCUAUGUGUCACUUUGUGUCCUAUGUGAAUAGCUAAAUAUAAUAUAUUUGUUAUUUAAGAAUAUUUAUAGAAGUUCAAAUUACUAGUGUCUUAAAAGAUGAUAUUAUAUGUUUUAUUCAGUAUAUGUUUCAAAGUAUAUACUUUUUGCUUGAGAAAAAUAGGAAUACUAUUGAUUCACUGGAGUUAUUAUGUUGCACUAUAAUGUCUGAGGAAUGCUCAGGAGAUCUUGUGGGAUAAAUGUAGGGCAUGCAUUAAUAAUCUUUAUUUUCUGGCUUUUCUCUCUGCUUCUUUCUCUCUUUUUUCUCUCUCUCUCCAGAAUGCUUAGAUUUCUAUCUGUUGUAGACGAUCUUCCUAACCAGAAAAGGACUUCCCUCUUACAUUAUCCCUUCUAGUAAAUAUACUUUAAGUUUUAUGCCAUUUAUGCCUACGUAUCCUAAACCAGAGGAGGCACAAUUAAUGCAGUCUUUUGAUGGAAGACGAAUAGAAUUUUGGCGGUUUACCGUUUAAGAGAACUCAUUUUAUUAGAGAAACAAUAGGAAAGUUUUCACCCGCUAAUCACCAUGAAUACUUCUCACCAUAAGAAUAACCACAACCCAUGAAAGACCCAUUUUGGCCUAACCCCUAGCAAGUUGUCAACACAACAUCGUUGGCUUUAUAGUGUCAAAGUGUGUGUGUGGCUUGACAUUCAAAUGGAAAUAACCCCCUGAAUUUUAUCUGCGAACUAAACGGAAAUAGUUGUUGAAAUUUUCCCUAAGCUUUACUAAGAAGUCUUAAUACUUUGUAAACAAAAAACAACCUUAGCAUUAAGAAAAAAAAAACCCAAAAACCCAGGAAGCAAGUUGUAAUACUAGAAGCUUCUGAGAGGCCAUGCUAGUCAGUUUGGCGCAGUAAACAUUUAGGUGCUCCUGCAACAGUUGGAGCGUACUGGGCAGGGCUCAGACCCUGCAGAAGAGGGGACCUGGCCCUCUGUGAGUUUACUGUUGGCAGAGAGAGAAGCAAACAUUUAGGUCCUCAGACUGGACCCUGAAGUUUCUGGUUUGAAGGCCGGUGCUUUAAUCUCUUUGCUCUAGAAAUCAGCAUCGAUUCUUUCUGUAAUUAGCAGCAUCUAAUUCUUCCCAUAAUUAGGUGGACUGUUUAGGAUUCACAAAGUAACCAAAGUGGUGAGGAAAGGAGAAAUAAUCGCAGAGGAAAGGAUGGAAUGAUAAGGCAUUCUUCUACCUUUUCCUCUUUGGUUUCCAGCACCAACCUAUAAACGUUAAACCAGUUUUUCCUAAAGUGAAGUGCUUCGAAAGCUUUUGGCCAGGGCUUGCAAAUAUAUUCUAACGCUUUACUUUGACUUUUCAUGAAUACAUAUUUAACUGACCUUUUAAAGUCCAUUGGUACCACUCCAACUUAAAGGCAAAACAGAUCCGUGAGAUUACUCAGUCUAGCUUUUCAGUCACUUUUCAAAGUCAGGUUCGUCGAGAUGUUUUGCUUUGUUAGUUAGAACAGUUACUAUGCAGAACCUCCCAAACGAAAGUUAAACUGAGAUGCACGAUUUCGCACCCGGCUCUUCUAGACGAAACUCACCUGCUCACUUGUGACUUCCCUUCUGAGGAUGCUUUCACUCUGUGUUACGUUGUGCUAGGAAGUAGGGGCACGGCUGCCGUGAGUCUCCCUCCUCCCUGUGCCUCUGCCUUGUGCGGUGGCUGCGGGGACCCAGCAGCUGGAUUUGGACUGUACGUGCCAUCGCGCUGCAAUGGGCACAGGGCCGUGGUAGCUUUUGCGAGGUCAUCCACUGGAAACCCAAAGGCCCCUUUUCCUUGAGUACAGUCUCUUCCUCAUGGCCUGAGAGGUUACUGUCCCUCCUGCAGUGACCUGCUGCUGGGCUGGCUGUGGCUUGGGGUGUAACUUAUCACUCUGCUUCCUUUCCUUCCUUCUGUAAAGUACACUGCUCGUUAGGAGCUGUGAGAUCCUUGGAUAGAAGGGAUCCAUUUAUUUUGUUUUCCUUUUAAAACGUGUCAGGAGAUGCCAGAGACCGAGCUUAGUGAUUAAGGGUUAGGACCUUAACUUUCCUUUCAAUUCCUUUUCAUGUAAUUAUGCUAAUUUCCUCAGACAGCCUCUAAGUCACAAACAAUAUCAUAGAGACGAUCCAGAUACUUUUAAAUCUUUUGAAGAGAGGGGCUAUACCAAUUCCAGCCAUAUUUAAAUUCAUGGACACGCACCUCUUUGUACGAUACUCUGAUUGAAAGAUAAUAUUUUGAUGAGGCCACACAGACGAUUGAGUGAGUAAUUUAGGCACACAAGGUGCCCAUCCAACCGUCACUUUGUGUUGCGAAGCUGCCGUGUCCAAAUGAAGUUUUAGGAUGCAUCUCUUCUUCGUCUAAUAGAAUUUGAUAUUUGAUUGGGGUUUUCCAAUGUAUUUCACCUUUCAAUUUUUUUUGUACACUUAUAAGAGGAAUGGAGUCCUAGAAAUGUGAGGAGACUGUCCUGCCUAUGGUUUUGUAAUAUGUCACUAAAAAUGGAAGCCCCUGAAACUAGAUUUUAGCCACGCAUAGGAAAUGGACUGGGGAUGGGCCAUCCUUCCACCCAGCACUGAGAGCUGCUCGUCUCAGCAAACAAGAUAACGAACCUCUACGUGUUUCUCUAUGUUGUGAGACAGGAAGUGAUGUUCUUACCUCCUCUGCACAUCUCUAUUCUUCCUCACAUCACCACAGACCACAGAGAAAACAAAGAAGAAAAAAAUAGAUAUUUAUAGAUAUUUUAAAAAAUAGUUCAAUUUCUCCUGCUGUGAGAAGACUUCACUGCCCUGUUUUGAUAUUUCUUUGAGUCCAAAGGGGAAGCAUGCCCCAGGGAGACGUCGAGCAUCUCUUAAUAAAGCCCAGGAUUUAAUUUAUUUAUUUAACAUCUUUAUUGGAGUAGAAUUGCUUUACAAUGGUGUGUUAGUUUCUGCUUUAUAACAAAGUGAAUCAGUUAUACAUAUGUUCCCAUAUCUCUUCCCUCUUGCGUCUCCCUCCCUCCCACCCUCCCUAUCCCACCCCUCCAGGUGGUCACAAAGCCCCGAGCUGAUCUCCCUGUGCUAUGCGGCUGCUUCCCACUAGCUAUCUAUUUUACGUUUAAGCCCAGGAUUUUAAACCACCAUUUUAACGCCCUUGCAUGAUGGGGAUGUGACGUUUUUUGCACUGCAUGGUGUUUGGGGGCAAGAUGUUAAUGUAGGAAUGAUACCUUCAAUCUCAUUGUACUUUGUUCUGUCUUCUACCCUCUUUGACCGAACUGAAAAAAGAGACAUGACUCAUUUCUCCUGCUCUGUGUGUUUGAGGAUGACUUGUAAGAUAAAAAUAAAAACAGGAGAAAAUAGAUCUAGUAAAAUGACCUGGAAAACAUUGGAAAUGUCCCAGUGGUGUUCGUUUUCUGCCCUGCAAUGUUGCUUCCUCAAAAUAAAAACUCCCUGGGAAGUGUGGCAUGGCUGGGCUUUUAUCGUCUACAAAGGGUUAUAGCGCCCUCUGGUGGCAGCCGCAAAAUAAUUGAUUCGAGACGAUCGAUGUUUUUAUUAUUAAAUGAAAAGAUUUAAUUACGUUGGGAAAUCUGUUUCCACAACAACUGAUGUGGCCUCCUCCAAUGGUCUUCAGCUUACAGAUUUCUUCGUAUCGAGAUAUUUAUAUUUUUCACAAUUGUCGGUGCACACAAUUUGACUCGUUACUAGGCACCCACAUUUUGUUUAGAGAAUCUUAAAAAUUUGAAGAUUAUAAAAGUUACAACCAGUAACACAUAAGCUCCUUAAAAUACAUAAGAUAUCUCUGUGAAAAAGGAACAAAGAAAAUAUUGAAGUAGAUAAUAAAUUGCCUUUUUGCUGGAUCCACUGAUGAGAGGAAGUUAGCCUGCACUGAACUUGAUUCACACCUCCUUGUUUGCUGUCUACACAAAGUGUUAUUUUGUUUCCUCUCUCUCUCCAAAUUUUCACUUUACAUGCUGAGGCCCAUCCUCUUUUUCCUCCAUCUGCCACCACCAAAUCUGUCCAGGCUCCCACACGGAAGCAGUAAAAAUUAUUCUAGACCAAAGAGUUUAGCAAAAGGCAUUGAUACAGUACGUUCUUGAUUUCUAGAACAAUCUUGCAUUCGUUUCCAUUGCUGCUGUACCAAAUCAUCACAAAUGCAGUAGCUUGAAAAUUGUGUUUUCUUCCAGUUGUAGAUUCAGAAGUCUGACACCAGUUUCCUUGAGCUAAAAUCAAGGUGUGGUCAAAACUGUGUUCCUUCGGGAACCUCCGAGGAAGAAUCAUUUCCUUGCCCUCUCCAGGUCACCCACAUUCUUUGCCUCUUCCUCCAUCUUCAAAGGCAGCAAGGUAUCUCUCUAUACCUUUUCUCUCUAGUCACACCGUCCCCAGACUGACUCUUUUUGUUUUGUUUUUUUUUUAACAUCUUUUUUGGAGUAUAAUUACUUUACAAUGGUGUGUUAGUUUCUGCUUUAUAACAAAGUGAAUCAGUUAUACAUACACAUAUAUCCCCGUAUCUCUUCCCUCUUGUGUCUCCCUCCCUCCCACUCUCCCUAUCUCACCCCUCUAGGUGGUCACAAAGCACCGAGCUGAUCUCCCUGUGCUAUGCGGCUGCUUCCCACUAGCUAUCUACCUUACGUUUGGUAGUGUAUAUAUCAGACUGACUCUUUUAAGGACCCUAGGAUUACAUGGGCCCACCUGGAUAGUGUAGCAACAGGUUGCUUCUCUGUUUUAGCAACCUGAAUACAACCUGCAACCUUUAUUCCCCUUUGUAACAUAGACUCAGGUCCAGUGAUUCAUGGUCAUCAUUCUGCCGACUGUAAACCUCCAUUUCAAAUAUCCUGCUUAGUCCCCCUGAACCAUCAAUUUCUUCCAGAAAUUCCAGGACAUCUAAAUUUUCAUGACAAGCAUGAAAUCCUUUGUCAUACCAUGUGGCUUGAAUUUGGUUUCAUCAAAGUAUGUUCACCACAGGGAAAGUAAUUCCAUCUUUAUGAGGAGAAAGGGGAAAAGUUUUCUAGUUUUUAAAGUCACACAUACACAGGUUUGACAGGUACAGUAGUUUCACAAUCAGAUCAAGUUUUAAUAAUACCUGCAUUUAAAGACAAAGCAUUAGAAUGUCACUGUUGAGAAUUGAGUAUCAUGAUGCAGAGGAUAAUUCAGGCCUCAAAAUCUUAGGUUCAUGAGCUGCUCUGUGCCAUGUCAGACUGGCUGAGGGCUCUGGACGAGUCCCAGCUUUCUCUCCCAUGAGAGUUGCAGAGACUCUUGUGAGAGCGUGAUGGUGUUCAAAUGUACUGACAGGCAUAGAAUUUCGAUAGGCCCCGGUCCUCAUAAAUCACAAUCCGAGUAUUAUAUUUGCCUUUUCUCUUAAAACACCCAAACAAGCCUAUCUUUACAGGUAAUUCCUGGAUGCUGGUCUGCUGGUUUAUCCCGUCUCGUGGUUGAGGAAGCCAUACGCACUCUGCCUACACCGAGGUCUCUGCUGAAUGUGUGUCGGCAGUUCUGUCCAGAGCAGGUGGUGUGGGGAAGGGACAAAAUUCCCAGGCAAACAGGGUGCCUGGCUGUUUUGCCAGUUCUUAUCCUAGCACCAAAGGUGGUUGUCGUGGACACCGUGGAUGCCCGCCCAGACCCCUUCACUUGGCCAGAGCUUUCAUGCCUCAGGAUUUGCACUUAACUGCGUCCCCCAUUUCCAGAAAACCGUCCUCAGCUAAAUGAGAGCCACUUAGCCAGGACGUCAUGUCCCUCAUUCUCAACCAGGGUGGCCGUGGCCAAUUAACGCCGAGGCCAGAUGGCAGCACUUGAGAAUCACAAGCAAAUGUAGUCAGAAUUACUGGAAUGGACGUAGUGACAGCCUGGGUCUGCUGCUGACCGUAUGGGUCUUUGGAGACUGCUAAUAGAAAAUGGUACCCCAGCGACAAAAAUACAUGGGAAGCCAACAACAUGUAGAAAUACCUUCAAGGGAAAUUGGAUACAGGGUACAAAUUCUCAGGAACCACCCCCAAAUAAUAUGGCCAAUGGGUUACAGGAGGGGCGGGGCAUAUACACGCCAAGUGAUAAAUAGCCUAUGUCCUCUAAUUUCUUUCUUCCUUCCUUCCUUCCUUCCUUCCUUCCUUCCUUCCUUCCUUCCUUCCUUCCUUUCUUUCUUUCUUUCUUUCUUUCUUUUCUUUCUUUCUUUUAAAAAUUUUUGGCCACACAAUGUGACAUGUGGGAUCUUAGUUCCCUGACCAGGGAUUGAACCCGCACCCCUUGCAGUAGAAGCACGGAGUCUUAACCACUGGACCACCAGGGAACUCCCUCUUAUUUCUAAAUGUACAAUUGGAAAUGCCAUGCUUAGCAGCUGGAAGACUUCUCAUGUCAGUUCUUUGACCAGUAAUAGCUACUGUAGUAAAAAAAAAAAAAAGGCCAAAUAGAA
This is a messenger RNA of Globicephala melas (long-finned pilot whale), 9230 nucleotides long. RefSeq names its product interaction protein for cytohesin exchange factors 1 (gene IPCEF1). The record is from RefSeq and is a predicted model, not a curated record. Lineage: Eukaryota; Metazoa; Chordata; Mammalia; Artiodactyla; Delphinidae.